ACUACGCAGCAACACAAGCUUAGCAAUGACGAUGAGCCAGCGCCAGUCCUCUCCUCAUGUUCUCCUGCUAGUUGCACUCGCACUACUCCUUCUGCCGGCGUUUGCUGUCGCUGCAGGAAGGGUGCUUGACGAUCUUCCGGACAGAUAUCUUCCGGACAGGCCCGGCCGUCCUAGGCCCAGGCCGAUCCCAAAAGACCCUCAGCCGAACCCAAACCCACAACCAUUACCAGGACCGAAGCCUGACCCAAACCCAAAACCUUUGCCAGGUCCACAACCUGACCCAAACCCAAAGCCGGAACCUGAGCCACAGCCUGACCCAAACCCAAAACCUUUGCCAGGACCACAACCUGACCCAAACCCAAAGCCGGAACCUGAGCCAAAGCCCCAGCCAGGGCCGCUACCUGACCCAAAGCCUCACCCUUUGCCUGGCCCACAGCCGGACCCAAACUCAAACCCACAGCCACUGCCAGGCCCACAGCUCGACCCAAAUGCAGAACCAAAACCGCCACUGGCAGAAAAUAAUGUCAAAGCAGGCGUCCAGCAGGAAUCGCUGGGCUGAGCACAAGAGCACGGGAGGUUCGGCGCCGGACAGCGCCAGCUAAUAUACUAUAGUCGUGACUUGUAUUGCCUGCUGGAGUGAAUAACUGGCCUAUGCUUUAACCCACGACCAUGAUCAUACCAUGCCAUGCUAUAUCAUAUGUCAGGUUCAAUCUAGGCUGGAGUACUACUACCAUGCCCAUGUAAAUCAUUAUACUCUACUAUGGAGUACGUGGUUGUUCUUAUUUACGUUUCUGGUCUGUCUGUGUGGUUGUAUUAAACUCUUUCAGAGUAUAACUAUAUGUAUGCGCUGAUUUAUACCA
Molecule: messenger RNA, 860 nt
Organism: Lolium perenne
Lineage: Eukaryota; Viridiplantae; Streptophyta; Magnoliopsida; Poales; Poaceae
Source: RefSeq, a predicted model, not a curated record